GCAAAGGCGGCUAGCCUAGCUUCAAACUUCUGCCUUCUGCCUAAAUUCUCUGUUCAUGAUUGAUACCAUCGCUUUUUUCUACUAAAUUUUGAAAACUUCUGUCAUCGAAUCCUCCAGGCAGGUAUGCUUCGCACAGUUCAAGCCGUUCGAUCAGUCUCCACGUCCUUGGUCAGCAAGCAAGAUCUGGUGCAGCAAGCGUUCGUGAAAAAGAUUCGAGAGUAUGCUCAAAAAGGAGGAGAUCUCACCUCAGAUCCAGCGGUGAAAAAGGCUCUGAACGAUGAGCUCAACCGGCUUGCGGCGAAAUUCCAGCUUGCCAAUGCUGACGUGGUAGGCAAGCUACCUACACAAUUUGAGCCUCCAAAGGUCGAUUCGUCGGUCCAACAACUACUUGAUGGCCAAUCACUCUCCAAAAUGAUAGAAGACGUGAGGAAAGAGAAGGAAGAAUAUAUGGCAGCCAAGAAAUCAAAGCAAGCUGCUGAAGAGGCAAGGCUUGCGGCUCUGAAGCAAAUCAAGCAGUAGACUAGGAUAGGUGUAGAAUUUAUGUGCGGAUAAAUCUCAUGAUUGUCGAUGUAUUUGAUUCUGUAUUUGUCUCUUGC
Cylicocyclus nassatus is the source of this 596-nucleotide messenger RNA. Lineage: Eukaryota; Metazoa; Nematoda; Chromadorea; Rhabditida; Strongylidae. The record is from the annotation of a GenBank genome assembly.